Molecule: messenger RNA, 2808 nt
Organism: Sporothrix brasiliensis 5110
Lineage: Eukaryota; Fungi; Ascomycota; Sordariomycetes; Ophiostomatales; Ophiostomataceae
Exons: 2
Coding region: 1-2808 (935 amino acids)
Biological process (GO): transmembrane transport
Molecular function (GO): oligopeptide transmembrane transporter activity
Source: RefSeq, a predicted model, not a curated record
AUGGAACCGCUGGAGCCCUUGGCGCCCGUGGGCUCGCCCGCGUCGGGCGACGUGCCGCCCGUCGACGUCGACGCCAAGAAGAAGGACGACGGCGUCGUCGUGACGUCGCGUGCCAUUGACGAGAAGGUGCAUGACCUCGUCGACAAGCUCGGCGACACCGCGGCCGGCCUGGCGCCCGCCGACGACAUUGCCUUUGUCAUGGACAAGAUCGACACGCUGUCGGUCGACGAGGCCCGGGCGAUCCUCGAGAAGCUGCUGGUCGACCACGAGUACGACUACAACUUUUCGCAGCUGCAGCGCGACAAGAUCCGCGCGCUGCUCAAGGGGCCCGCCUCCAGCGACAGCGACGUCGCGAGCAAGGAAGGCGAGGGCGCCGGCACCGGCACCGACACCGACGACUGGGAGCUGCGCCUCAAGACCGAGGCGGCCAUCAACAAGUUCUACUCGCCGUACCCCGAGGUGCGCGCCGUGUCGGCGCCGACGGACGACCCGUCCAUCCCCUGCGAGACGAUCCGCGCCCACCUGCUCGGCUACGUCUGGGCGGCCCUCGCGCAGUUCACCAACUCGCUCUUCAACUCGCGCUUCCCGACCAUCUCGCUGACGUCCGCCGUCGCGCAGAUCCUGCUGUACCCCUGCGGCCUGCUGCUGGCCUGGGUGCUGCCGGACUGGGGCUUCACCUUCCGCGGCCAGCGCGUGUCCCUCAACCCAGGCCCCUGGACGUACAAGGAGCAGAUGCUGGCCACCAUCAUCGUCGACGUCGGCCUCACGUCCGCCUACUGCUUCUGGAACAUCCAGACGCAGACCGUCUACUACGGCGACAAGUGGCUGACGCCCGGCUACGGCAUCCUGCUGCUGCUGUCGACGCAGCUCAUGGGCCUCGGCUUCUCCGGCCUCAUGCGCCGCUUCGUCGUCUACCCCGUCGAGGCCCUGUGGCCCAACAUCCUGCCCACGCUGGCCCUCAACCGCGCGCUGCUGCUGCCCGAGACCGACGAGGUCGUGCACGGCUGGCGCAUCUCGCGCUACCGCUUCUUCUUCGUCGUCUUCAGCGCCAUGUUUGUCUACUUCUGGGUGCCGGGCUACCUGUUCCCCGCGCUCAGCUACUUUGCCUGGAUGACGUGGAUCAAGCCCGACAACUUCAACCUCAACAUGAUCACGGGCUCCUCGUACGGCCUGGGCUUCAACCCCAUCCCGACGUUUGACUGGAACGUGCUCGGCACCUACUACCUGCCGCUGGCCUACCCCUUUUUCGUGUAUGCCCAGCAGUACGCCGGCAACCUGCUGGGCGGCCUCAUCAUCGUCGCGCUCUACUACUCCAACACCAAGUGGUCCGCCUACCUGCCGCCCAACACGUCGGGCAUCUUUGACAACACGGGCAGCUCGUACAACAUCUCGCGCGUCGUGGAGCAGGGCACGGGCGCCUUCAACGAGACGGCCUACCUCGAGUACUCGCCGGCCUUUUACGGCGCCGGCAACCUCACGCUCUAUGGCGCCUUCUUCGCCUUCUACCCGCUGACCAUGGUCUUCAUCCUGCUGGACUCGUGGCGCCCGCUGCUCCGGGCCUACAAGUCCAGCCUCCGGGCCGGCCUCGACUUUGUGCGCCAGAUUUUCGUCGGCACCAAGAACGCCGUCGUGGCGCUGGCCAAGGGUGACGUGCGCGGCGCCGGCCGCCACCUGGCGUCCAUUGUCCGCUCCGACGUCUCCAUCUACGACGAGUUUGACGACCCCUUCACGCAGCUGCUGCGCGCGUACCCGGAGGUGCCCGACUGGUGGUUCACCGUCAUUUUUUUGGUGUCCUUUGUCUUUGCCGUCGUGAUCCUGGCGCACUGGGAGCAGCUCAACACGCCCGUCUGGACCAUCUUCUUUGUCAUUGGCCUCAACCUCGUCUUUCUGAUUCCCAUGAGCUACCUGUACGCCAUCUCGGGCAACACCGAGGGCCUCAACGUCGUCACGGAGCUCAUCAUCGGCUACGCGCUGCCGGGCCACCCCGAGGCGCUCAUGUUCGUCAAGGCCUUUGGCUACAACAUCAACGGCCAGGCGGACAACUACAUUUCCGACCAAAAGAUGGGCUUCUACGCCAAGGUCCCGCCCCGCGCCAUGUACCGCGGCCAGAUCAUCAGCUCCGUCAUCACCGCCCUCAUUGCCUACGGCGUCGUGCAGUUUGCCGACAACGACAUCCCCGGCAUCUGCACCCACGACCAGGUCUCCCACUUCAACUGCGAGAACGGCUCCGGCGUGUACUUUUCCUCGUCUGUUAUUUGGGGUGCCAUUGGUCCCCAACGCAUCUUCAGCCAGAUCUACCCUGCGCUCAAGUACUGCUUCCUGCUCGGCUUCCUCCUUGCCCUUGUCUGGUGGGCGGUCAAGUACUACGGCGCCAAGGCCCGCUCGGUGGCCCGCCGCGUGCUGCCCGCCGCCGUCUACAAGCCGCUCGACCUUGCCGUCUUCACCCCCGUCUCCUGGCUCAAGCACGUCCACCCGUCCCUCGUGUUCAACGGCUUCCUCUACUGGGCGCCCCUCAACCUGUCCUACUUCACCGGCGGCCUCUACAUUUCGUUUGCCUUUAUGUACUACCUCCGCCGCAACAAGACCGCCUGGUGGGAGAAGUACAACUACGUCCUGUCGGCCGCGCUCACCGGCGGCGUCGCCUUUUCCGGCAUCAUCAUGUUCUUCGCCGUCCAGUACCACCCCAAGUCCAUCAGCUGGUGGGGCACCGACAUCGUGGGCGCGACCAUUGACGGCGGCGCCGGCCAAAUUGCGCUGUACCCGAACCUGCCAGAGAAGGGCUACUUUGGCCCGGACACGUGGUCGUAA